UGUGCCCCUCCUAUCGUUACGGCCACAAGUGUCUCAAGUCUUGCGGCCAUUGCUAUGACGACAAGCCGUGCAACAUCGUCACAGGGGUGUGUACUGAUGGGUGCAUUGCAGGAUUCAAGGGAGAGAAGUGCAACUCUGAGUGCGGACCCGGGUUCUAUGGCAUGGACUGCGCUGACACCUGUGGUCACUGCGUCGGAAACAGCACCUGCCAUCACGUGACCGGGGAGUGCCUCGAGGGAUGCGAACCCGGGUGGUCUGGUCCUUUCUGUGACAACAACUCUACUGUCCUUCCAGGGUGUCACACAGGCGUGUACGGGGAGAACUGUCAACACACUUGUGGGCGGUGCUUAAAGGGGGCGUGUGAUCAUGUGACAGGCGUCUGCAAAGGUGGAUGUGCUCGUGGUUUUCGCGGAGACGUGUGCAAAGAAGAUUGCACGGCAGGCACGUACGGAGAAGACUGCAAGUUCCUGUGUGCUCACUGCAAGGACGGAGACGGGUGUGACAGUGUGACAGGCGCGUGCAGUGAGGGGUGUGAGGAGGGCUGGUCUGGGGAGAAAUGUGAUCAAGGUAUUCCAAAGGCUGCCCCAAAUUUCCAUUCCACGCCAACUUUCCCUCUUCUCAUCAUCGCUCUCAUCGUUGCGGUCGUCAUGAUUUCUGCGUUUUUCAUCUACUUUGUCGUCGUCCGUCCCCGCAAGCACGCUCUUAGAAGACUCUACAACGCUACGAGCACGGAACACCUCACCAACACCUACGAGCAAAUUGUUGGAAGCCCAUGGGAGCUACAGAGGGGUCAACUCAACCUUGGCAACGAGUUGUUGGGCAACGGGCAGUUUGGUCAGGUCAAGAAAGGUCAGGUCAAGAUAAGCGGUAACAAGAUCCCAGUGGCCAUCAAAUCACUGAAAGACAACGCUUCCGAGAAAGACAAGCGAGACUUCCUGAACGAGCUUUCCAUUUUCAAACGUGUUGGAAAACAUCCUAAUGUUGUGUGUCUGGUCGGUGCAUGUCAUAUCAGAGGAGUGAUGUACGUAGCCAUGGAGUACGCCAAGCACGGAGACCUCAGGACGUUCCUACGUCAGAGCCGGCGUCUGACGUCACUGCACGAGUACGAUAACACGACGUCACCGUUCUUGCAUACGGCUCUUAGACCUCAGGCCCUGAUCAAACUGUCCUUGGACACUGCAAGGGGUCUUAAACAUCUAGCUGACAAACAAAUCAUUCACCGUGACGUCGCUGCAAGGAAUGUCCUCUUGGCUGAUAAACUUGUGGCGAAGAUCGCAGAUUUCGGACUGUCCAAAAACGACCAGACUUAUGUCAAGACUUCAAGUACUCGUGUUCCCAUCAGGUGGAUGGCCGUGGAGUCGCUGUUCAACAACACAUAUACCUUGCAGAGUGAUGUCUGGGCCUUCGGGGUGUUGCUGUGGGAAAUCUUCACUCUAGGAGGCACACCAUACUCCUUUAUAGACAGCCAACAGUUGUUUACCUACCUCAAGGAUGGAUCCAGACUAAGAAAACCACGGCUCUGUGAUCAGGACAUGUCUACAUGAAUCUCAACGUGCAAGAAGAAUCUAUGUACGCUGAGAUAGACCACGAGAGGGAGAACUGACUGAAAGCUGGGAACUGACGAUGUGAUGGGCUCAGCAGGAAACUAGACCCUUGGUCAUGUACAAAUGUCACGCUUCUAGUCACUGCCAAAGGGCGUCUGUGGAUUAGCAGUCAGGCAGACGACGCAAGUUCGAUUCUCAUGUGGAGAGGGGCUGUUGUUGUUGUUGUUUUUUUUCUUACUCUGUCUGUAAGCUGGGACGUUGAUUCCUCUCUGCUCGGUUGGUGUUGACAUGCAGGGCGGAAGCAACCCACCCCCUAAAUGAUCUAAUUUGCGUGGACGAAGACGUAAAACAUGCAUAUUUGCAAUUACGUAAUUACCUAGUCACUGCCAACUUGAUAUGAAGUGUCAUAAUCAAUGAGGGAAUGUUGUGUCUCUCUAGAUACGAUGAUGGGGGAAAAUCUUGAUACCUCAAUCAAAUUUCAUCAUGACCUACUCUGGAUAUGAAUUGGAGGGGACUUCAAAAGCACAGUUAUUAGUUUGAAGGAACAAAGCAAACGAAAUGUGACUAGAACAUUGCAUGACCAUUUAUAUUAUUAAAAAGCUCUUGUUUAUUUGUAAAACUUGUUUGUUAUCAAUAACGUUUAGUUUAGAUAGUGAAGAGUGUCAUUAUUGUCUUGAUGAUCAGGUGUCCUCCCCUGCCUUUCCUUGACUUGCGAUAAGAAAGGAAACGUUCCUCCUUUCCAACAGGGAGAUCGACUGUGAAUGGGUGUGAUGCCACUUUUAACAGUGUAAUGUUGUUUAAUUAAGAGUUCUAAAUAAUUUCCGACAGGACCAAGACAAGCGGAUGAGAAGCCUUGAAAAAACUACUCAGACAAUCUAAAACUGAGAACACCCCAUUGGGGGUUCGAAUCGGGCCAUCCACGCCAUAACCCUGUGCGAUAUUGACUAUCAUUGGGCCACAGCAUAUCAUAAUGUUGAUUCUUUUGCAGUUGCUCAUAUUGUUCAUAACACAUACAAGUGUAUAUGUAUAACUACACACACACACACACA
Molecule: messenger RNA, 2593 nt
Organism: Aplysia californica (California sea hare)
Lineage: Eukaryota; Metazoa; Mollusca; Gastropoda; Aplysiida; Aplysiidae
Product: vascular endothelial growth factor receptor 2
Biological process (GO): cell surface receptor protein tyrosine kinase signaling pathway; protein phosphorylation; multicellular organism development
Cellular component (GO): signaling receptor complex
Molecular function (GO): transmembrane receptor protein tyrosine kinase activity; ATP binding
Source: RefSeq, a predicted model, not a curated record